UCGGAAGCUAAACUUCGUUGUAUUGCUUUGUGUUAUAGUUACGGGGCCGAAAUGGAAAAAAUUGUGGAUGCGGCGAAGGCGAUUCGUAGUGGUAAAAAUAUCCCGAUCGAGACUGCUACCAAGGCUUUCCGCUGUGCAGGUGUUGUUUGCGCCAAACAUCCACUUAUGGUGAGGGUAACUGGAAACACUAUUGUGGUCGGUCCUAUACGGGGUCACGCGCCAGAUUUUGCGAACUAUAUACUUACCACAAUUUUUUUCAAUGAUAACGUUGAGAAUAUUGUACUGCUAGGCAAUUAUAUUGAUGGUGCUCACCAAUCCAUAGAAGUGUUGUACCUGGUUGCUCUCCUUGUUUCUUAUUCAGGCAAGAACGUAGUGCCUCUCUUAGGAAAGCACGAGCUGCUGUACCCGACGCAGCCUAAAUUUUUUGGAUCUCUGCAAAAUGAACUUAUUCUACGCUCAAUUCACUCCAAAGUUAAUGUGGAAAUAUACGAGGAGGAGAUACGGAGUUUUUUUUCUACCUUACCAUUUGUUUGCGUGAUUGAUGAGCUUUUCUUCUGUGCUGCUGGUGGGCCUGCUUCAGGCUUUCGUUUACUUUCUCAAAUUGAAGCGGAGACCUCAAGAGAGGCACUUUGGGAGUUUGUCAUGAAUAAGCGAAUGAGCGAACACGAGGAAAUGGUCCUGGGGAAGAAUGUCUUUGUCGCCUCACAUGACGACCAGUCAUUUUUCUUUACCUUCAACGCGGCCUGCAACUUUAUUAGUCGUAAUAAUCUGGCGACACUGAUUGUGGGCAUGGAGUACCAUACCCACUGUCCUGACCGAAAUGACUUCACAAGAUCGAAUCCCAACGAAGAAUCAAUUUAUUUCCCAGGGUUUGUUAUUGAUAAAAUCCACCUUGAAACACGAAUUCCAGCCGUUAUAUCUAUCUUCUCUGCGCCUUACUUCUGUGGUAAUAAUCGCAACAACGCAUGUAUUUUAGAGAUCCUAAACAAGAGCCUGAGGAUACGAGAGCUUAAGGUGUACAGCGGACGACCUCUCAUCAUGCCUGGAAACCAGAAUCACGCCUUUUCUUGGGCACAACCGAUGCUUGAGAAUGCUGUGGCGAAAGUAGCACAUGAAUUGAUUUUCGGUCCAAUUUUUCAGCAACCGCUCUCCAAGGAGGAUAAUGAUUAUAGGAGCCAUGAGAGGCACGCUAGAGCGAAGAUGAAGCGCAUGUGUCAACUCCUAAAAUUAUUUAAUUUACCGCUCCCUAAAUUUCCUUGGAAUUAACACACUGAAUACCUCAAAAAUUUAUCUACCUAGGUAUCACUCGUUUAGUUCUCUUAAUGUGACUCUCAUUUAAUUAUCAACUUUUUUUUACCAUCGCUUGCAGGUGAAUUGUAAAA
Molecule: messenger RNA, 1382 nt
Organism: Phytomonas sp. EM1
Lineage: Eukaryota; Euglenozoa; Kinetoplastea; Trypanosomatida; Trypanosomatidae
Source: the annotation of a GenBank genome assembly